Molecule: messenger RNA, 716 nt
Organism: Abrus precatorius (Indian licorice)
Lineage: Eukaryota; Viridiplantae; Streptophyta; Magnoliopsida; Fabales; Fabaceae
Exons: 1
Coding region: 69-674 (201 amino acids)
Source: RefSeq, a predicted model, not a curated record
CUCUCUCUCAAAAUCUCACUCAAAUUGGUAAAAAAAAUCUCUCCUUCAAAAAUUCCAAACAAAUAGAAAUGGAAAGCAACAUACCAAUAAUAGCAAAGAGAGUGUGGAAGAUAAUACGUGUGGCCUUCUUCAUGUUGAGAAAAGGCAUAUCAAAAGGGAAGCUAAUGAUGGAACUCAACAUCAUCCUCAAACGCCGCAGCAAGCUCGCCGGCAAGGCCAUCGCCGACCUCAUGUUCCACCACCACCACCACCACCACCACGGUGCCUCCUCCUCCAACGACGACACGCGCCUCCAAUUCUCAGCCACAAGGGAGUACGAGUUCAGUUGCAGCAACACACCCACCAACUUCUUCAACAUCGGCGGCAACAACAACAAGCGUCACCGCCACAACCCCUUCUUCACAUGUGCUCAUGCGCCACCCACACAUGACGACGACUUGAUGACCGUUAACGCCGUUAAGGCGGUGUUGGAGAAGCUAAACAAUAAUGACGCCAUAGUGGAGGCCUCGCCGGCUCUCCCCGGGUUCGGGCGGAGCCCCGCCGUGAGGCAGUUGAGGGUGACUGACUCGCCGUUCCCACUGCGAGAAACGGAAGAAGAGAGGGACAACCAAGUUGACAAGGCUGCUGAAGAGUUCAUCAAAAGGUUCUAUAAAGAGUUGAAGAAGCAGGCUUGACUUCAGUUCCCUUUGUUGACAAAUAAUGUUAAUCGUGCAUGA